ACAGUUACAUCUGUAUUUUCACGAUCCCGUGAGCGUGACACAAUUGUUACUUGUUUAUGGUUAUAAUGAAAAAAAUAUUUUUACGGGUGACGUUUGUGUAGCGAAACGGCUGAAAUAGGCGGAGAAACGACACGGUUAGAAUUGCGCACCUGAUGUGCGCGUACCCUGCGUAAGCCGUGCCGUUCAGCGGAUUGUGAAAUGGAGAGUAUAUUUCACGAGAAGCAAGAGGGAUACCUAUGCGCCCAACAUUGCUUAAAUGCGCUUCUACAAGGCCCGUAUUUUAACGCUGUAGAUCUGGCGAGUUUCGGACACCAGAUGGACGAGGAGGAGAGAAUCAGGAUGGCCGAGUCGGGUGUAGACAGUGAGGAUUACAGGCUCUUCUUGGAGCAACCAUCGGGAAACAUGGACGACAGUGGAUACUUUUCAGUUCAAGUUAUUAGCAGUGCUUUGAAAGUUUGGGGUUUAGAACUGAUUCCAUAUAACAGCACGGAACCGACAGCUUUACUGGCACAGCAUGAUCCUUCGCGGAUGAAAGCAUAUAUCUGUAAUUAUAGAGGACACUGGUUUACAAUACGAAAACUCGGAAACCAGUGGUUUAAUCUAAAUUCAAUGCUCAGUGGUCCACAACUUAUAUCAAAUACUUAUCUUGCAAUGUAUCUAGCUCAAUUGAUUCAAGAAGGUUACUCUAUCUUUAUCGUUAAUGGUACAUUUCCACAAUGCCCUGCUGAAGAUGUUCUCUUGAAAAAUCCCGUAGUUGUGACGACGCAAAGAAGUAACGAAAAGGAAGAUUCAAAGAUCACACCCAAAGGUUAUCGCUUAGGUACCAAGGCAGAAGAUGACAUUAUGAAAGCUGCGCUUGCGAUGAGCGAAAUCGAGAUUCCACAGUCGUCCUGCGCGACCAGAAGCUCGUUGUUUUCGCACCCAACCGAGGUACCCACGGAUAAACCUCGUGAAAGAAUAAUACCUGUAAGAGUCGAGGGUUUAGGAGAAGAGGAGGAAGAAGAAGUGACAGACGAGGACGACGAGGACGAUAAUAUGCAGUUAGCAAGGGCUCUGGAAUUGAGCUUGCAGGAUUCCAGGAACGACACAGACAAGACUCUAAAGUUAAGGUUGGACCUCACCGAUGGAAAGACAUUGACGCAUUUAACGAACUCAGUGGACGAAGCAGACGAGGAUGACGAACUGAGAAAAGCGCUACAGUUGAGCCUCGAGUGCGUCACCGCCCCACCGACACCAGAUCCAGAGGAUUUACGAUGGCGUCGGUUGAAUCAUUUUGGCAUAUACACGAACAGAACGCCGAACAGCGAAGCUCCCGCGAAUCUAAACACUUAACAAUAAGCACAAACUCAGACACAAACAGACUUGCAGACUUUCAUACACUGUACUAGACCACUGACAGCGAUACUUGAGAAUCUUAAUAAGAUCUGAUACUGAUAUCAUUUGGCGUGUUACUUGAUCGUACAAGGUGUCUGAUGAUAACAUAUAAAACUCUUGUGCAUGUGUAUAUUAGGCCAAACAAACUCUACCAUUUUGCAAAAAUUACAAAAUUUUGAUUAGUUAAAGAAGAUUGGUAAAUAAUCACGCACGAUAUAGUAGAUGAGCUGUGAUAGCGACUGUUCAAAUUGAACAAAAAAUCCUAUACUAUUUUGCAAAUAACUACGUCGAUUGACGUCGAUUUUCAGUUAUUGACUGUAUUCUAAUAUUCACUGUCAGUACUAAAAACCUAUAAUUCAUGUUAAAUACACUAUACAGGGUGUCCCAGAUCAUCUUCACAAUCUUUCGUGAGGACGUAGAGCGGAUUGAGAUGAACACAAAAGUUCCAUACCGUUUUGCAAUAUUCUCAAUAAUAACCAAGAAAUUAUAAAAGACUAAGGAGAAACGCACGCUGAAUGGUUGAGGAAGGAGCGGCUCGCGAUUCAAUAAUAUAGUAGGCGGAUGUCAACGUGCAGCGAGUGGUAGAUCAACGCGCCACUGUCUGUGCUUAUAUCGCUGCGAUCCUACGUCUUGCCGCACCGCACUGAGGUGAUAUGUAGGAAUGUAGCGAUAUAAACAUAGGCAGUGGUGUGUUGUAUUUCCAAUCAUCGUGUACCGAUAUCCGCGUACUAUAUUACUGGGUUCGCGCUGCGGCUUGAGCACUCCUCUUCCAUCAUUCAGCGUGUUUUUCCUCAAUCUUUCGCAAUUAAUUUUUCGACUAUUAUUGUGAAUAUCGCAAAACGAUAUAGGACUUUUGUGUUCAUAUCAUCAGCUCUACGACCUCACGAGAGAUUGUGAAGGUGAUAUGGGAUAUCCUGUAUAUUUUUCAUACAUCGGAACGCAACCAUUGAAGGAAGACGAGCGAUCGCGCGCAAUAAUGCACCAAUCUUCUUUAAUCAAUAACUCGGCAUUUUACGCGAUUGUUUGCAAAAUCGCAGAGGAACUUUUUGUUCAGAUUUACCUAAUUUAUAUACGAAGUAUGGAACAUUUAUCGUCGGACACCCUGUAUAUAGUAAAUUAUUUACAACAAAUAUGCGAUAUAAAUCUAAGAUUCCCUUGUGCAUACUACUCUAUUUUAGUGAGGUAAUGACAGAAUACCCGAGUAUAAGAAUUACAAACAUCUAUUUGAAAGGUUUAUUCCCAUCUUUAUAUGUCUCAUCUCCAAACUAGUUCAAUGUCAGAAAGUAGCGCCGUAUUUUGGGAAGGCAAGAAAUAACCACGAUAUACAGGGUGUCACACUUCAAAACGUGAGUGUUUCAAACAUUGAUAAAAUAGAAAAAAGUUGCUUACAUAAGAGCAAUGGACUUUAUUUUGUAGUAUCAGUGACGAAAAUAAUCAAAAUGUAAACUUAUCUGUGAUUACAUUGAAUAACUGCUUUGCUUCCCUGAGAUAUGGCUGCAGUCAUCUUUACUACUACUAUUACUACUACUACGUGCACCUUACAUCACAUCUCAAGAGUUCUGUGGUCAAUGGUCUAGUAUGUGGAAGUCUGUAGCACAAACUCUGCUAAUACUAAAACUGAACCUGAACGCUGCAUUGUAAAUUAUAUGAUUGAGUAGUUAAGCCCGGCAGGAAUGUCACUUUGUAUACUAAUGUUAUAAUGAUAAGAGAUGUCUUCGAAAUGAGAUAGACUAAAGAUAUAUUUCUGAUUCCUUGAGACUGAGAGGGAGCCUUAUUCAGCGUGUCUCCUUCUCUUUCCCAACAUUGUUAUACUAAUCGUAUUGCAAACUAAAAAAAUGACAGAGGUAUUAAAACUUGUUUUGCCAUAUACGUUAUUUAAACACA
Molecule: messenger RNA, 3258 nt
Organism: Odontomachus brunneus
Lineage: Eukaryota; Metazoa; Arthropoda; Insecta; Hymenoptera; Formicidae
Product: ataxin-3-like
Exons: 5
Coding region: 199-1332 (377 amino acids)
Biological process (GO): protein deubiquitination
Cellular component (GO): nucleus
Molecular function (GO): cysteine-type deubiquitinase activity
Source: RefSeq, a predicted model, not a curated record